Molecule: messenger RNA, 3960 nt
Organism: Canariomyces notabilis
Lineage: Eukaryota; Fungi; Ascomycota; Sordariomycetes; Sordariales; Chaetomiaceae
Exons: 3
Coding region: 1-3960 (1319 amino acids)
Biological process (GO): intracellular calcium ion homeostasis; transmembrane transport
Cellular component (GO): endoplasmic reticulum membrane
Molecular function (GO): P-type ion transporter activity; ATP binding; ATPase-coupled monoatomic cation transmembrane transporter activity
Source: RefSeq, a predicted model, not a curated record
AUGGCACCGCUCGUCGACAACUCGCAGAUCAAGUCCGCCGAGCUGCUCCGGCCACUGCCCCUGUACCAACAUGCCUACAUCUGGCCGUUCGCCAUAGUGUGGCCCAUCUUCUUGCGCUUCUACCUCAGCACCGAACUCUACGACAAGUACAUCCAAGCCUCCGAAUGGACUUUUGUCUGGGUCGGCACAAUAGUCACCUUCCAGACCCUGGUCUGGCUCUGCACACACUGGAGCGUCAAUCUCAAUGCUCUGUUCACGGCCAAGAAGGCGCGCUCUGUCGAGGACGCCGAGCUGAUUAAGGUCAUCCCCAUUGCAAAUGCUGGCACCGCUGAAAUCUGCAAGCUGGUGCGCGAAAAGGUUGGAGAAAAGACGAAUAUCUCGUUUCUUUUUCAGAAGCGCCGGUUUCUCUACAGGCCCGAGGCUAAGAACUUCAGCACACUGACCUACGAUAUCGAUGCGAAUCCGAAGCUCGACAAGUUCCAGCUGUCGCGGGGUAUCCAAAGCGAGGCCGAAAUCAAACGCCUUGAGCAACACUAUGGAACAAACACAUUCGAUAUUCCGGUCCCUACCUUCACCGAGCUCUUCAAGGAACACGCCGUGGCGCCGUUCUUUGUCUUUCAGGUUUUCUGUGUCGGCCUCUGGCUGCUGGACGAGUACUGGUACUACUCGCUCUUCACCCUCUUCAUGCUUGUCAUGUUUGAGAGCACCGUCGUGUGGCAACGCCAGCGGACCUUGAGCGAGUUUCGGAGCAUGAGCAUCAAGCCCUACGAUAUCUAUGUCUUCCGUCUCGGAAAGUGGACCGAGAUCCAGAGCGACAAGCUCCUGCCAGGCGAUUUGGUGUCGGUCUCGCGGACCAAGGAGGACAGCGGCGUGGCGUGCGAUAUGCUUUUGGUGGAGGGGACCGCAAUCGUCAACGAGGCUAUGCUUUCUGGCGAGAGUACUCCGCUACUGAAGGAUUCCAUUCAGCUUCGUCCGGGGGAUGCCGUCAUAGAGCCUGACGGUUUGGAUAAGAACUCGUUCCUGUGGGGCGGCACAAAGGUGCUCCAGAUCACUCACGGCAACGCAGACGAGGAGAGGCCAAAAGUUGCAUCAGGCGUACCCCCACCGCCUGAUAAUGGCGCCAUGGCUAUCGUCACCAAAACCGGCUUCGAGACGUCCCAGGGCAGCCUGGUCCGGACCAUGAUCUACUCGACCGAGCGCGUCUCUGCCAAUAACGUUGAGGCGCUGCUCUUCAUUCUGUUCCUCCUCAUCUUUGCCCUUGCUGCCUCAUGGUAUGUGUGGGAUGAGGGUGUCCGCAAAGACCGCAAGCGCUCCAAGUUGCUGCUCGAUUGCAUCCUCAUUGUCACGAGUGUCGUCCCCCCUGAGCUUCCCAUGGAGCUGAGUUUGGCUGUCAACACCAGUUUGUCCGCACUCGCCAAGUUCGCCAUCUUCUGCACGGAACCAUUCAGAAUCCCUUUUGCAGGGCGCAUUGACGUUGCUUGCUUUGACAAGACAGGGACCCUGACCGGUGAGGAUCUCGUGGUUGAGGGCAUCGCUGGCCUUGGCCUUGGCCACUCGGGCACCGAUACACCGCGAGAAUCCGAUGGCGCCCAUAGCCAUAUGAGCGCGGUUCACGAAGCUGGCAUGGAGACUAUGUUAGUCCUCGCCACUGCUCACGCACUGGUGAAGCUCGACGAAGGCGACAUCGUGGGCGAUCCGAUGGAGAGGGCUACUCUUACCGCUCUGGGUUGGAGUCUGGGAAAGAAUGACAUAUUGACAAGCAAACCAGCCGGUUUAGCCACAGGCGGCGUCGUUGGCACCGUUCACAUCAAGCGCCGUUUCCAGUUCUCAUCCGCCCUUAAACGCCAGAGCUCCGUUGCAACCAUCAACUCCACUGAUGUCAAGACCGGCCGAAAACUGAGAGGCACAUUUGUUGCCGUCAAGGGCGCGCCCGAGACAAUCAUGAAGAUGCUUGUUAGCAUUCCCAAAGAUUACGAGGAGACGUUCAAGUACUUCACCCGUCGCGGCGCCCGAGUCCUUGCGCUCGCUUAUAAGCACCUAACGACUGAGGGCGAACUGGGCACGCAAAGGAUAAACGAGCUCAAGCGCGAGAACGUCGAGGCGGACCUGUACUUUGCCGGCUUCCUGGUCCUCCAGUGCCCACUCAAGGAGGAUGCGAAGAUGGCAGUCCGCAUGCUCAAUGAGAGCAGCCACCGCGUGGUUAUGAUUACCGGAGACAACCCGCUGACAGCCGUUCACGUGGCCAAAGAAGUGGAGAUUGUCGACCGUGACGUCCUCAUCCUGGAUUCGCCCGAGCAUAGCGCACAUGGCGAGGAGUCGCUCAUCUGGCGGAGCGUUGACGACAAGGUCCGGAUUGACGUUGACCCUACCAAGCCGAUUGACCCGGAGAUUCUUAAAACCAAGGAUUUGUGCGUAACAGGUUAUGCACUGAGCAAAUUCAAGGACCAGGUCGGCUGGAAGUCGCUACUCCGAUACACCUGGGUGUACGCGCGAGUGUCGCCCAAGCAGAAGGAGGAUAUUCUGUUAGGACUGAAGGAUAUGGGAUACUACACGCUCAUGGCUGGCGACGGCACCAACGAUGUCGGCGCGCUCAAGCAAGCUCAUAUUGGCGUUGCCCUCCUCAACGGAACGCAGGAAGACCUGACCCGGAUCGCGGAGCACGCUCGCAACACUAAGAUGAAAGACCUCUACCAGAAGCAGGUUGAUCUGAUGGCGCGCUGGAACCAGCCGGCCCCUCCGGUACCGGCCAUGAUUGCCCAUCUCUACCCGCCCGGGCCGUCCAACCCACACUACGAAAAGGCGAUGGAGCGGGAGGCGCAGAAGAAGGGCGUUACUGUCGAGCAGCUCGCCAAGGCGAACGGUACCGCCGUCGAGACCAUAACCUCCCCAGCAGCGCAGCAGCUGAUCAACCAAGACCCGAGAAAGGCGAAGCAGGCUGAUGCCGCCAAGAAGGCUUCAGGUCUUGCCGACAAGCUCACACAGUCGAUGAUGGAGGCCGAGAUGGACGACGAGCCCCCCUCACUGAAGUUGGGCGACGCUUCAGUGGCCGCGCCCUUCACGUCUAAGCUCCGAAACGUCGUUGCCAUUCCCAACAUUAUCCGCCAGGGCCGGUGUACCCUGGUUGCCACGAUCCAGAUGUACAAGAUUCUCGCCUUGAACUGCCUCAUCAGCGCCUACAGCUUGAGCGUCUUGUACCUCGAGGGCAUCAAGUUUGGCGACGGGCAGAUUACCAUCAGCGGCAUGCUCAUGAGCGUGUGUUUCCUGUCCAUCUCGCGAGCGAGAUCGGUCGAGGGCCUGUCUAAGGAGCGGCCCCAGCCAAACAUUUUCAAUUUUUACAUCAUUGGCUCCAUUCUGGGCCAGUUUGCCGUGCACGUCGCGACGCUCAUCUACAUUGCCCGAUACUGCGACCAGCUCGAGCCCCGCUCGGAAAUGGUCGACCUCGAAGCCGAGUUCACGCCAUCCCUCCUCAACAGCGCCGUCUACCUGCUGCAGCUGAUCCAGCAGAUCUCGACGUUCGCCGUCAACUACCAGGGCCGCCCCUUCCGUGAGUCCCUGUCUGAGAACAAGGGCAUGUUCUACGGCAUUGUCGGCGUCACGGGCAUCGCCUUUGCCUGCUCGACCGAGCUUGUGCCUGAGCUCAACGCGGCCAUGAAGCUUGUGCCGUUCAAGGACGAGUUCAAGACUACGAUGACGGCCGUUAUGGUGCUUGACUAUGCGGCCUGCUAUGUUAUUGAAGUGGUGCUCAAAUUUUUGUUUAGUGACCUCAAGGCAAGGGAUAUUGCAGAGCGGAGGCCAGAGCAGCUCGAGCGGGAGAGGGUUAGGAAGGCUGAGGAGCAGAGAUUGAAGGAGGAGGAGGAAGAGAAGAAGCGGUUGGAGAAGGUGGCCGAGUUUGAGAGAAAGAUGGAGGAGAAGAGGGCGCAGUUAAGGGCUGCAUGGGGACAGGCGCAGGCGAGGCAGUAG